Medicago truncatula (barrel medic) is the source of this 3260-nucleotide messenger RNA. Its product is annotated as RNA-binding motif protein, Y chromosome, family 1 member B. The record is from RefSeq and is a predicted model, not a curated record. NCBI's taxonomy places the organism in Eukaryota, Viridiplantae, Streptophyta, Magnoliopsida, Fabales, Fabaceae. Gene Ontology annotation, molecular function: RNA binding. The transcript has 12 exons. Bases 175 to 2577 code for a protein of 800 amino acids.
GAAUUUUAUUUAAUUCUGUUUUAUUAUUCACACAAGGGUUUUGCGUUUUUCUUAUUCUACGUUAUUCGAUUCCCAAUUCUAUCUCAAAAAUUUAGGGUUUCACUUUCAAAAUCGAUUUCAAUCAAAUUUUCCGAUCCACAAAGAAAUUUAGGGUUUCUAUUCAUUCCAUUAACAAUGCCUCCAAAGACGCCAAAGAGAGGUUCAGCGGGUAGUGGUUCAAAGAGGGGUGGCAGAUUAUCGAGAGGAACUGCGAAAUCUGCGCAGAAUCAACAACAGCAGCAAUCUGAACUUGUUGAAGAGAAGACGGUGAUUGAGGAAGAGAUCAAGGUUGAAGAGAAUCUUGUUGUCGAGGAAAAGCCUGUGGUGGAAGAAGAUAAUCCUGUUGUUGAAGAUAAAGCUAUUGAUAUGAAUCAAAUUGCUCCUGAGGCUGUAGAAGAUGCUAAUUCUGCGAAAAAAGAUGAAGAGGAGGUUAAGGAGUCUAUAGAUGAAUAUGAGAGAGACGAGCGUCUAGAUUUGGAGGAUAAUGAUCCUGAGUAUGAACCUGAGGAGUAUGGUGGGGUUGACUAUGAUGAGAAGGAAAUUGAACAGGAAGAGGGACAUGAGGUGGGAGAUGAAGUUGAGGAAGAACCUGAAGAAAAUGUUGUUGAAGAAGGUGAUUCAGGUGAGGAAGAAGUCGAAGAUGGUCAUGAUGAAAUUGAGGGAGAAGAGGAUGACGAGCAUGCUGAUGAGGAGCAUGACCGUGAGCGUGCGGAGAUGGCUGAUGUGGAUGAAGAGGAACAUCGUGAAGUUGUGAAGGAGAGGCGAAAGCGGAAAGAAUUUGAAGUAUUUGUUGGGGGCCUAGACAAGGAUGCUACUGAAGAUGAUCUGAGGAAGGUUUUCAGUGAAGUUGGGGUUGUGACUGAGGUCAGGCUGAUGAUGAAUCCUCAGACAAAAAAGAACAAGGGAUUUGCAUUCUUGCGGUUUGAAAAUGUGGAACAAGCAAAACGAGCUGUAGCAGAGCUUAAAAACCCAGUGAUUAAUGGAAAACAAUGUGGUGUUACUCCGAGUCAGGACAGUGAUACCCUCUAUUUGGGAAACAUAUGCAAAACAUGGACAAAGGAAGCUUUAAAGGAGAAGCUGAAGCAUUAUGGAGUUACAAAUGUUGAGGAUAUAACUUUGGUAGAAGAUUCUAAUGAUAAAGGAACAAACCGUGGAUUUGCAUUCUUGGAAUUUUCCUCCCGCUCAGAUGCAAUGGAUGCCUUUAAGAGACUGCAGAAGAGGGAUGUUACGUUUGGAGUUGAUAAGCCUGCAAAGGUUUCAUUUGCAGAUUCUUUUAUUGACCCGGGUGAUGAAAUUAUGUCACAGGUUAAAACUGUAUUUAUUGAUGCACUUCCUCCUUCAUGGGAUGAAGAUUAUGUCCGGAAUCUUCUCAAGAAAUAUGGUGAGGUUGAAAAGAUUGAGCUUGCAAGGAACAUGCCAGCUGCUCGUAGAAAGGACUAUGGAUUUGUUACCUUUGGCUCACACGAUGCUGCUAUAAGAUGUGCUGACAGCAUUACUGGUACAGAAUUGGGUGAAGGCGACAAAAAGGCCAAAGUGAGGGCUAGGUUAUCAAGGCCACUUCAGAGAGGCCGUGGAAAACAUGUUGGUCGUGGGGACUAUCGCCCGAGUCGCGGAUCUGCAAUAAUGUCAAGGCCUUCUUGGAGCAGCCGACCUGCUCCUCGUAGUUUCUCGUCGCGUGGGGUAAGAGGAAUUGGAAGUCGUGCUCCGCCAAUCAGGUCUAUUAGUGCUAGAGAUAGACGCCCUGUCAUGUCUAUACCAGUUAGAAGUAGGCCACUACCUCCUCCAGCUAGAUCUUAUGAUAGAAGACCAGCUGAUGCUGCAUAUUCAAAAAGCAGCGUGAAGAGAGAUUAUGGUCGGCGUGAUGAUCUACCACCUCCAAGAAGUAGAGUUGCUGUAGAUUAUGGAUCAAGGAUGACCUCUGAAAGACGCCCAACUUAUAGGGAUUAUCCACCUCGUGGAUCUGACUACUCUGAUCCCCCUAGAAGUACAGCUCGUGCUGCACCUAGGAGAGGUUAUGUGGAUGAUGGUUACAGCCAAAGGUAUGAGAGGCCACCUCCUCCUCCACCCCCUUCCCAUCCAAGUUAUCGCGAGGGACGCCCUCGUGAUUAUGAUUCUCUAUCUGGCUCAAAACGUUCUUACGCUGCCGUGGAUGAUGUUCCCCCAAGAUACGCCGAUACUGGUGCUCGCCAAUCAAGAGCUCGAUUGGAGUAUGACUAUGGUGGCAGUGCUUCACAGUAUGGUGAUGCUUAUGGUGAUAGAGUUGGAAGAUCUAGUCUUGGAUAUGGUAGUGGCAGCCGAAGUUCUAUUUCUGGUCAAGAUUCACAUGGGGUGUAUAGCAGUCGGCAGGGCAUGAGUUAUGGUGGAGGCUCUUAUGGCGGUAGUGAUGUUGGAGGCAUGUACUCAUCAAGUUAUGGCGGUGAUUACGUUUCUCGUGGAAAUGAUGUUGGCGGCAGCUCAUAUUCAUCUAUGUAUUCUGGCAGGGGUGCGGGUGGCGGUAGCAGUUACAUGGGAAGCGGUGGUUCAGGAUCUUAUUAUUGAGAGAUUUUGCUAUACUCGAAAUGGCAUCUCUUAUCUUUUCGCAAGGGCUGGCGAAGGUUGCACAUUGUGGUCACCAGUGAAUUUGUCUAUGAACAGAUCCAACAUAAUAAAUUGGCUGCAAUAGGAUGACGGCCUUUGAAGCUUAUGGAUGUUAUGAAGCUUACAAUUUGGAGACAAAAGAACGAUGCUAUUUAUAGCAUUAUAUUUGGGAACUUGUCGCAAAAAUUAGGUCAUGUCAAUUCAAGCUAUCUCUUCUCGGGUCUUCUCUGGGUGGGAUGUAUUAUCAGUUAUUGAAUUUGUGCUGUAUGGACUCAAGUUAGUGAGUGAUGGAAAAAGAAAUAUUUAGCAGUGAUGUGUAAUCAAACCUUGAUUUAUGAUACCAUUUGUGGGUGGAUAAUGUUAAAGACUUGUCACUGCUCCAAUACCCUUUCAUUUGGACAGAGACCAAGGCUAGAGAUGCUACUUGUUUGGUUAAGGAUUAAUGGAUUUUUUAUCUGCUGAAUGUAUCAAAAAGUUGGUUCUCUAUUUUAAGUCUUUAAAGAGAUGUUUAGUUACUUUGGAUUAUUUGUUUUUACAGUGCUGCAGUCAGGACAGAAGUGAACUAAUCAGUACUAUGUUUAACUAGUAGUAAUAAGAAUACUACUUCAGGAAUUAAUAAAAGUCAAAAGAUGAUUUUUUUGGGA